AUGAGCUGCUCCAUGCUCAAAACCCUGUUCAGAAACCCAAGCACCAUCAAAACCCAAUCCCAAGCCAAACAGCUCCACGCCCAAAUCCUCAAAACCACACCCUCUCCUUCACCUCCCGACCUCUCCUUCCUCCUCUCUCUCUACUCAAACCUCAACCUCCUACGCCACUCCCUCACCCUCUUCAACUCUCUCCCUUUCCCUCCCACCCCCAUUGCCUGGAAGUCCCUCAUUCGCUGCUACGCUUCCCACUGCCUCUUCCACCAUUCCUUGUCUUGUUUUAUAACAAUGAAAGCCAACAAUGUCUCACCUGAUCGACAUGUUUUCCCUUCCGUGCUCAAAUGCAGCGCGUCGAUUGGGGACCUGAGGUUUGGCGAGGCUGUUCAUGCGAAUGUUGUUCGGAGCGGCGUGGAUGUUGAUCUGUAUACAUGUAAUGCGCUUAUGAACAUGUACGCCAAGGUCGAGAGGUUUCAUGCACACCAAGUGUUCGAUGAAAGUCCUCACUCAAGUCAGUCGAGUGUUAAAAAGGUUUUCGACACGAUGCCACGUCGAGAUGUUGUGUCUUGGAACACGGUGAUUGCGGGGGAAGCGCAGAAUGGGAUGUAUGAAGAGGCAUUGGCGAGGGUCCGAGAGAUGGGGAGUGCAGGAUUGAAGCCGGAUGGUUUUACUUUGUCGAGUGUGCUUCCGGUUUUUGCAGAGUAUGUAGAUGUUGUUAAGGGGAAGGAGAUUCAUGCGUAUGUGGUGAGACAUGGAUUUGAUGCGGAUGUGUUUAUUGGGAGUAGCUUGAUUGACAUGUAUGCAAACUGUACUCGUAUGGAGGACUCGCUAAAGGUGUUCGACCUGCUACGCCAGGGUGAUUCCAUUUCAUGGAACUCGAUUAUUGGAGGAUGUGUGCAGAAUGGUAUGUUUGAUCAAGGACUUGUGCUCUUUCGGCGUAUGUUGAGGGCUAAAACUAAGCCAACAGAUGUUUCCUUUUCAAGUAUCAUUCCAGCUUGUGCCCACUUGACAACUCUGCAUUUGGGGCAGCAGCUCCAUGGAUACAUAAUACGGGGUGGGUUUGAGGAUAAUAUCUACGUAGCGAGCUCACUAGUGGACAUGUAUGCCAAAUGCGGUAAUAUUAAGAUGGCGAGGUGGAUUUUUGACAAAAUGGAGCACCAUGAUAUGGUAUCAUGGACAGCCAUGACCAUGGGAUAUGCAUUGCACGGUCACGCCCAUGAUGCGAUUUCCUUAUUUGAGCAGAUGAAAGGGGAGUCAGUAAAGCCUAAUUAUGUUGCUUUCAUGGCUGUAUUGACUGCUUGUAGCCAUGCUGGAUUGGUAGACGAAGCUUGGAAGUAUUAUAAUAGUAUGACCAAAGAAUAUGGGAUCGCUCCAGGUAUAGAGCACUAUGCUGCUGUUGCAGACCUUCUUGGUCGAGCUGGAAGGUUGGACCAAGCUUAUAGCUUUAUCUCUAACAUGCAUAUAGAACCAACAGGAAGUGUAUGGUCAACAUUGUUGGCUGCUUGUAGAGUUCACAAGAACAUUGAAUUGGCUGCAAAGGUUGCUGAAAAAAUAUUUGCUGUUGAUCCCGGGAACAUUGGAGCUUAUGUGCUAUUGUUUAACAUAUAUUCUGCUGCUAAGAAAUGGAGAGAAGCAGCAAAAAUGAGAAUCUUGAUGAGAGAUAAGGGCAUGAAAAAAAAGCCAGCCUGCAGUUGGAUUGAAGUUAAAAACAAGGUUCAUGCUUUUGUAGCAGGAGAUGAAUCCCACCCGUAUUAUGAUGAGAUAACCAAGGCUCUGGAAGUUCUCUUGGAGCAGAUGGAGCGAGAAGGAUAUGCGCCGAACACAAAUGAGGUGCUCCAAGAUGUGGAAGAGGAGCAAAAGAAGUACUUGUUGUGUCACCACAGUGAGAGGCUUGCCAUAGCGUUUGGCAUCAUUAGCACUCCUGCUGGAACAACAAUUCGAGUAACAAAGAACCUCCGGGUGUGUGUGGAUUGCCACACGGCAACAAAACUUAUAUCCAAGAUCGUCGGAAGAGAGAUAAUUGUCAGAGAUAAUAACCGGUUUCACCAUUUCAAGGGUGGAGAGUGUUCAUGUGGAGAUUAUUGGUAAGAGAACCUGAUAUAAAUCCUGUGAUAGUUGGCACAAUUUUGCUGUCGACACUACAUGCCAAUGGCAGCUUUAAGCAAGGAGUCACUGAUCUGGAGCCCGAAGAACAUCCCAAAAAACCCCAAUUUUCUGUGGCGUGUUUUGUCUAACGCUCUGCCUACAAAUUGGAACAUCUUUAGGAGAAAGAUUUUUCCAAAUCAAGUUUGCUCUAUCUGCGGAGAAUACCCGGAAACUAUAGAACAUGCCUGCUUUUGUCCCCCUGGACUUCUGCAGUGUGAU
Molecule: messenger RNA, 2358 nt
Organism: Fragaria vesca subsp. vesca
Lineage: Eukaryota; Viridiplantae; Streptophyta; Magnoliopsida; Rosales; Rosaceae
Product: putative pentatricopeptide repeat-containing protein At3g23330-like
Exons: 1
Coding region: 1-2082 (693 amino acids)
Biological process (GO): RNA modification
Molecular function (GO): RNA binding; protein binding; zinc ion binding
Source: RefSeq, a predicted model, not a curated record